Messenger RNA from Castor canadensis (American beaver), 711 nucleotides. The record is from RefSeq and is a predicted model, not a curated record. NCBI's taxonomy places the organism in Eukaryota, Metazoa, Chordata, Mammalia, Rodentia, Castoridae.
CCUUGCCCACUCAACACAGGACUGGAGAAUUGGGUCUGGGAAGAGGACAUGGCCUUUGUCCCCACGGCUGUGCCCUGGAAUCCUGAGCACCAGAUACAAAGGCUACAGGUGACCCGGAAGGUGCUGGAAACAGAGGAGCAGGCUGCCUUCCCCCUGGGAGGUGCCAUCCCCCGUUACCUCUACCUGGCCAGCAACCACAGAAACAAAUGGGGUCACCCACGGGGUUACCGAAUCCAGAUGCUCAGCUUUGCUGGGGAGCCAGUGCCCCAAGACAGCUCCAUGGAGAGAGCCUUCAGCUGGGGGAGGUACCAGCUGGCUGUGACCCAGUGGAAGGAGGAGGAACCCAGUAGCACCAGCAUCUACAAUUUGAAUGACCCUUGGACACCAACUGUGGACUUUACCAACUUCAUCAACAAUGAAAGUAUUGCAGGACAGGACUUGGUGGCCUGGGUGACAGCUGGUUUUCUGCACAUCCCACACUCAGAGGAUAUUCCCAACACAGUAACUGCUGGGAAUGGGGUGGGCUUCUUCCUCCGACCCUACAACUUCUUUGAUGAGGACCCCUCCUUCUAUUCUGCUGAUUCUGUCUACUUCCGGGAGGACCAGGAUGCUAGAGCCUGUGAGGUCAACCCCCUGGCUUGCCUGCCCCAGACUGCUACCUGUGCCCCCAACAUCCCUGCCUUCUCCCAUGGGGGCUUCUCUCACAACUAG